Molecule: messenger RNA, 474 nt
Organism: Rotaria socialis
Lineage: Eukaryota; Metazoa; Rotifera; Eurotatoria; Philodinida; Philodinidae
Source: the annotation of a GenBank genome assembly
AUGAAUGAAAAGCAAUUUUUAAUUGAUAAAAAGAGUGAUUCAUUGAACGGAUCAAAUGAGACAAAACAUGAAUCAUCUCGUCUGGAAUGGGCAGAAUCAUCUUGGUUUCGAUGGGGUCAUCUUUUCUGUUUUUCAUUGAUCAUUCCAGUCAUCAAAUCUGGUUACAAACGAACAUUAACUAUUGAUGACCUCGAUCAAUUACCUACUGAUGACACAGCAUUGCUUUUAAUGCAAAAAUUUUUGUGUUAUGAUUGGAAAACAACCAGCUUAUCAAUUGCAAUUAUUAAGAUAUUUUGGAAGGAACUGGCGAUAAGUGGACUUCUUCUAUCUUAUAUGCUCGCGCGUAUGGCUGUGCCGCUAAUUCUGCGUCAGAUUGUUUUGCUCAUAACUGAUCAUCAAACAUCUUCUUCACUAAGAUACGUGUACCCGGUAAUAUUUCUUCUGUGUGUGAUAUUAUCUCCAAGUUUCUUAUAA